Messenger RNA from Odobenus rosmarus divergens (Pacific walrus), 853 nucleotides. RefSeq names its product peroxisomal biogenesis factor 11 gamma (gene PEX11G). The transcript is spliced from 5 exons. The coding region runs from base 1 to 714 and encodes 237 amino acids. Gene Ontology annotation, cellular component: peroxisomal membrane. The record is from RefSeq and is a predicted model, not a curated record. Gene Ontology annotation, biological process: peroxisome fission. Lineage: Eukaryota; Metazoa; Chordata; Mammalia; Carnivora; Odobenidae.
AUGGCGGCGCUGAGCGGCCUGGCGUCGGCGCUGGAGUCGUACAGGGGCCGGGACCGCCUGAUCCGAACGCUGGGGUACUGUUGCCAACUGGUUGGCGGGGUCCUGGUGGAACGCUGUCCGGCCAGAUCAGAAGUGGGGACACGCCUGCUGACCCUGUCCUCCCAACUCAGCCACUGUAGGACUGUUCUGCGACUCUUCGAUGAUGUGGCCAUGUUUAUCUACACGAAGCAGUAUGGCCUGGGGGCAGAGGAGGAAGACAGCUUUGUCCGCUGCGUGUCGGUCCUCGGCAACCUGGCCGACCAGCUCUACUACCCCUGUGAGCACAUCGCCUGGGCUGCUGAUGCCCAGAUCCUCCGCGUGGACCCUGCCCGGUGGUGGACACUGAGCACAGCCUUCUGGGGCCUCUCCCUGCUCCUGGGCAUUGCCAGGUCCUUGAGGAUGGUCCUGACGCUGAGACGGAAGCUGAGGGGCCCCGCAGUGGCCUUCACCAGCCGGCUGCCCCGGAGCAAGAGGAGGGCCAUGGAGGCCCAGGUCCGGUCGGAGGUGCUGACCCUCCUGAGCAACGUGGCUGAUCUGGCCAAUGCCGUGCACUGGCUGCCUCCGGGUGUCCUGUGGGCUGGCCGCUUCCCCCCGUGGCUCGUGGGCCUCCUCGGGACCAUCUCCUCCCUCCUCAGCGUGUACCAGGCUGGCCGGGCCGAGGCCACCACCCCCUGACGUGGCCUGGGAGGUGUGGGUGCAGCCGGAACCCCACCGGAGGGCCCCUUCCCACAAAGCAGGAAUCAGUCGGGCGGGGGCUGGGUCUGUAAUUGAGCAAUUCAAUGCCAGGUGUAGGGACGCGUAACCCAGAGAACGC